Molecule: messenger RNA, 831 nt
Organism: Thlaspi arvense
Lineage: Eukaryota; Viridiplantae; Streptophyta; Magnoliopsida; Brassicales; Brassicaceae
Source: the annotation of a GenBank genome assembly
AUGAGUGGGUCCGGGUUAACUGUUACUCCGCCCAGAUUUCACUUCCGAUGGCGUUCAGAUCGUUUUGGUACAUCUCAGAGAAGCUCACAAGCUUCUACUGUUCCUGGCCAACUGAAUCGUCGAAAUGCCGCUUGGCCUGUUCGUCAAAGGGCUUGUUUGGCACUUCCUACACAAAGAAGAAAUGCUAUGAUUGUCCGUGCCUUUGGUGAUAUGGCAGACGAUUCAACUGGUUCAGCUGUUUUUCCUCGGAUCAAUGUGAAAGACCCAUAUAAACGGCUUGGGAUAAGCCGGAUGGCAUCAGAGGAUGAGAUUCAAGGCGCGAGGAACUUUCUUAUUCAGCAGUACGCAGGUCACAAGCCUAGUGUUGACGCAAUCGAAUCAGCUCAUGACAAGAUUAUCAUGCAGAAGUUCCAUGAGAGGAAAAACCCAAAGAUCGACAUAAAGAAGAAGGUCCGAGAAGUGAGGCAGUCCAAAGUUGUAAACUUUGUGUUCGAGAGAUUCCAAACUCCUCCCACUGCUUUCCUUGUCAAAACGGCAGUCACGUUUGCAGUUCUCGGCGCUUUAACGGUUCUCUUCCCUACAGAAGAAGGACCGACUUUUCAGGUUUUGUUAUCAGUAAUCGCUACGUUUUACUUCAUCCACCAAAGGCUGAAGAAGAAGCUCUGGUCUUUCCUUUACGGGACUGGAUCUUUCAUCUUCUCGUGGCUGCUUGGGACCUUCUUGAUGGUGUCUGUGGUCCCGCCGUUCAUCAAAGGACCAAGAGGUUUCGAAGUCAUGUCUUCGCUCUUAAGCUACGUUUUGCUUUGGGUGGCUUCGAGCUACCUAAGGUAG